AUGAAAUAUAAACUACAUCUAUCUUUCAACAGUAGCCUACAUCAGCAAUCUCGCACCACAGCUUUGGAGUUUAAAAACUCAACUUCUGGUCCCGUUGAAUGUGGUAGCUUCACGGGCCGUGGCGGGUGUGUCGGGACUUCGAUCUCGCCACUUGUGAUCUUCCGGGAAGAGUGUUUCCGGAAACCCCCAAGUUUCAUUCGGCGGUUGCCAUCAGGUACACAGGGCAACAAUUGCUACGGUGAGCAGACUCCCAAAAAGAGGCCAUCAAAACGCACAAGACUGGACAUCGAACUCGACCGACCAUGA
This is a messenger RNA of Penicillium oxalicum, 306 nucleotides long. RefSeq lists its product as uncharacterized. Lineage: Eukaryota; Fungi; Ascomycota; Eurotiomycetes; Eurotiales; Aspergillaceae. The record is from RefSeq and is a predicted model, not a curated record. The coding region runs from base 1 to 306 and encodes 101 amino acids. The transcript has a single exon.